Caenorhabditis elegans is the source of this 984-nucleotide messenger RNA. It is a transcript of the gene srz-100, whose product is annotated as Serpentine Receptor, class Z. Bases 1 to 984 code for a protein of 327 amino acids. Lineage: Eukaryota; Metazoa; Nematoda; Chromadorea; Rhabditida; Rhabditidae. The transcript is spliced from 5 exons. The record is from RefSeq and is marked reviewed.
AUGAAUGAAACUCUUGAUUUCUCUUAUAUUCCUGAUUUAUUAAAAGAAUCAUCUGUUGUAGCAAUUCAGAUUUUCUUUUUCAUCUCGUACUUGACUCUUCCAUUUUAUAUUUACGUGCACAAUUUGAAUCGAUCAAAAGAAAAGGACUUACCGUUUGUUCAACUCUUUUACAAAAUUGUAAAAUGGUCGUAUUGGUUCUGUUCGACCGCAGUAUUGAUGAUUACUCUAAUGAUGCUUCUGUAUGCCAGCUUGAGCGACAAUUAUAUUUUAGUAAAAAAAAUUGGCAUUUUGAUCAUGUUCAUUUUCUUUAUGACUUCGAUAUUUAUCUUUCACAUUUUACAACAAACAAUCCAUUUACUAUUGUUUUUAUUGGCAAUUAUAAAUUCUCUGAAAUACCAUUUGCCUAUUCAUUUCGCGUUUAAGUCCCAGGAUUUCAUACGGAAGUAUAUCACACCUCUUAACGUGUUUUUCAUUUCACUGGAUGCUGCAGCGUUUAUGUUGCAUUUCCUUCGUCAGUACUGCCUUCUAAGUACAGAAAAAGUUCAAAUUUUCAUAGCGUGCAAUGAGGUAUUAUAUAUGUUUUUGAACGUUGUAAUAUCGUUUCUAACUCCAUUUAUCUACAUUCCAAUUAUGAUUGAUAUAAGGAAAAAUAGACAUCUUCACUCCCCACAACACAUGUUUCUACACAAUUACAUAUUUUUUCAGAGCUUUCUAGUGGUAUUAUUUAAACUGAUCAUUCUACCCUUUUGUUUUGAAACUGGAAACUCUUCUAUUGAAUUUUUUAUAAUGAUGCUGAAAGUAGCUAUAGGAGAUGUUCUAACUGCACCUCUGAUAAUUCAACUGUCAUAUUUGAAAUGUAAUAUACACGAACUAAUAGUUCUAAAUAAGACAUUUGAUCUCUACAAAUUUGUGAAAGUUAUACUUGGCAAAACGGAGAACUCUGUACAUCCCAGUGAGGCUCCUGUUGUAUUUUCAAUUACCUAA